CGUCAGGUACCAGUCUCUUACUAUUUGAGUAUCUAUAACAAUGAAGUCUUUCAUCUUCUCUGCUAUUCUCUGCGUCGUUGUGGCGGACAAUCACAAUGGCUUCGGAGGCAACGGUAACGGCUUCGGAGCGCCUCCUCCCAGUAAUGGUUAUGCGCCCCCAAGUAACACAUAUGGCACGCCCAACGGUGGCUACGGAGUAGACCCUGAGAUUGCCGCUUUGGCUGAGAAUAUUCCCGGGGGCGGUGUCCCCGGCGAGGACUACCCCAUCUUGGCUUCCGUGCCCGACACCGGCUUCUCCUGCGAUGCCCCUGAGAGCUUCUACUCCGUCAACGAACUCAUCGGAGUCGUUCCCGACGCCGGAUAUGCGUAUGCUGCCGCCACCAAUGGUCUUACCAUUGGCAAUGACAUUUUCCAUUUGAUGGUGAAAUCGAUGCUAAAUUUCGAUCCCAGUCCAGAUCUUGCGUAA
Penaeus indicus is the source of this 466-nucleotide messenger RNA. RefSeq lists its product as uncharacterized. The record is from RefSeq and is a predicted model, not a curated record. The coding region runs from base 41 to 466 and encodes 141 amino acids. The transcript has 4 exons. Lineage: Eukaryota; Metazoa; Arthropoda; Malacostraca; Decapoda; Penaeidae.